AUGCCCGCAGUGCCAGGCACUCUGAACGGCCCGCCUUCUGGCAAUAACCAUGCCAUCCCCCUCAGCGCACGGCGUGCGGAGGCGCUCGAUCUCUCGACUGUCGAGCGGAGAGGGCAGCCCAAUCAGCGCAGUUAUCCGACAAGGAAAUCGCGUCUGUUCGACAUACCGAAUGCGCCCAUCUAUCGACCGACCGAAGAGGAAUUCCGCGACCCGAUGGAAUAUAUGCGCAAGAUUGCUCCCGAAGGCAGCAAGUAUGGCAUCGUGAAAGUGGUUCCUCCGGAGAACUGGAAUCCCCCCUUUGCCAUUAAUACUGAGCGUUUCCACUUCCGAACACGACGGCAGGAGCUGAACUCGGUCGAAGGUGGUAAUCGAGUGAAUAAUGACUACCUGGACCAACUCGCCAAAUUCCACAAGCAAAAUGGACAUAAUUUGAACCGAUUCCCGAGCGUCGAUAAGCGGCCUCUUGAUUUGUAUCGCCUCAAGAAGACUGUAGAGCGUAAAGGCGGCUUUGAGCAGGUGUGCAAAGGCAAGAGAUGGGCUGAAGUGGGCAGAGAUUUGGGCUACAGUGGGAAGAUCAUGUCGUCGUUGUCGACGUCGCUCAAGAACUCAUACCAAAAAUGGCUCUUGCCAUACGAAGAGUACCUGCGGUUGGCAAAGCCAGGAGUACAUCAUCACAUCGAGAUGAUGAAUGGAGGUCCCUAUACGCCAUCUCCAGGUCCAUCACCAGUCAAGCGACCACCUGGGGCGACGCCCGGAGAACAUACUUCAACGAAGCACGCGUCCGCCGCACUGCAUGCUUCGCUCAACGGACACAGUCCGCACCCAACUUUCUCUGGCAAUCACGAGAUCCUGCACCCGGUGCAGCAGCAUGAAACGCCCCAACAACCCCAUUAUGCAGCACCUCAGCCUCAUAUCGCACCCAUCACAGGUGGAUUCACUCCCGUCAAUGCUGGCGGUUUCACCCCGGUCAAUGCGUUGCCUCCCCCACCGCCCACACAAAGUGGCUUCACUGCUGUCAACGGUAUGAAUGGAAUGCACCACACCAACAGUGGCCAUCCGCCCCACCCCAUGGAGGGCAAUAGCAAACACAUGUCCCAACACGCUGCUCCAAGCCCAAAUGGCGUCUCGACCCUCAAACGACCACAUGCGGAAUUGACACCGGAUGAAGUAUCUCAACUGGAGAGGCGGAGCAAGCGAAUGCGGAAUGACGUUCCCACCGUGGCUGGUAGUAACAUGCACCAUUCUCGAAUGGGCCCCAAGCAGCUGCAAGCGAAUCGCGAACGCGGGAAUUAUAGCCCAGGCGAGGUGUGCGAGAACUGCUUAACACCAAAUGAGCCUCACAAGCAACUGAAAUGUGAGAGCUGUGGCGACGCUUAUCACAUGUACUGCCUGGAACCACCUCUAAAGCAAGCGCCUGCGCACGAGUGGCAUUGUCCGCGGUGUCUCGUCGGUACCAAUGAGUAUGGUUUUGAAGAAGGCGAUGUAUACUCGCUGUCCGGAUUCCAGCGAAAAGCGAAUGAGUUCAAAGAGCAUCAUUUCAACACGAUGCCUCGACAAUACAGCCCGUUCAACGAGACGAAGCAUCACCUGGAAGAAGAUGAUGUCGAGCGCGAGUUCUGGCGACUUGUCGAGGAUAUGUCGGAUGCCACAGAAGUAGAGUAUGGCGCGGACAUUCACUCCACCACGCACGGUAGUGGAUUCCCGACAAUCGAGAAGCACCCCCGCGACCCAUACUCUACCGAUCCUUGGAACCUGAACAUCUUGCCACUCGAUAAGGAGUCUUUGUUUCGGCAUAUCAAGUCCGACGUGUCUGGCAUGACCGUCCCGUGGUUGUACGUUGGCAUGGUGUUUUCCACAUUCUGCUGGCACAACGAAGAUCACUACACAUACUCGGCCAACUAUCAGCAUUUUGGUGAGACCAAGACGUGGUAUGGUAUACCUGGAGAGGACUCGUACAAAUUCGAGGAGACGAUGAAGCAGGAAGUACCCGAGCUUUUCGAAACACAGCCGGAUCUUCUGUUCCAGCUUGUCACUCUUGCAAAGCCAGAGAAGUUACGAAGAGCUGGAGUCAAGGUUUACGCAAUCGACCAACACGCUGGCGAGUUCGUGAUCACCUUCCCACGUGCGUACCAUGCUGGUUUUAAUCAGGGAUUCAACUUCAAUGAGGCUGUCAACUUUGCGCCCCAUGACUGGGAACCAUUCGGCCAAGAGGGCGUCAGGAGGCUGCGAGACUAUCGGAAGCAGCCAUGCUUUUCACACGACGAGAUGCUGCUCACGGCUGCAUCACGGGACAAUUCUAUUCGUACUUCGAAAUGGCUAGCACCGGCAAUGGAACGCAUGCGCGACGAUGAGCUUUCUACCCGUCAGCACUUCAUGGGUAGUCUCGAGCCCGAAACAGGAACUCAGCAACAAGACCCCUAUACAGGACCUCGAUACGGACGUGAGCCCGAGGCCAUCGAUCCCGCGACGGAAGAAGAGGAAGUGAUUUGCACGUUUUGCAAAGCGUAUUGCCAUCUGUCGCGUUACCAGUGCAAGAAGACGAAGAAAGUGCUUUGCUUGUUGCACGCCGGCAGCUACGAAUGCUGUGACGCCUUGGAGUCCGAACGUUACUCUGGGCAAAACGGAGAACAUGCGGUCUACUAUCGCAUGACGGAUGAUGUGCUCACGGCGACAGUGCAAAAGGUUGUCGACAAGGCUAACAUUCCUGAAGCGUGGGCAGUCAAGGUUGCCAAAGAACUGGAGGACAGUGCUCGACCAUCGCUCAAGCAUUUGAGGACUCUUCUGACCGAGGGCGAUAAGAUACAAUAUGAGCUCCCACAACUUCCAGAUCUCCGACGUUUCGUAGAUCGGUGUAAUGAGUGGGUCGAAGAGGCCACUAAUUACAUCACCCGCAAGCAGACGAACCGACGCAAGAGCGAGAAGGUCUGGCGAAAGGGCACCAAGGCUGCCGAACAAGAAGAGCGGGAUAAGGAGCUACGCAAGAUCUCCAACAUAUAUAAUCUUCUGGAGAGCGCAGAGAAGAUUGGCUUUGACUGCCCAGAGAUUGUGACUCUGCGCGAACGAGCCGUCAACAUCGAAGAGUUUCAGAAAGACGCAAACGCAGCGCUGGGGAACAUCCUCGCCAAGAAGACGGAGGACUUUGAAGAGUUGCUCGAGCGUGCCAAAGAUUUCCACGUGGACAUGCCUGAAAUUGAGAGCAUCGAGAGAGUCCUCAAGCGUUUGCGAUGGAACGACACCGCCAAGGCGAAGAGGCCGAGCCAAGAAACCGGAAAACAGGGCCAGACCUUGAGCGACAUUGAGAAGUUCUUGAGUGAAGGUGCAGAAAUUGGCGUGCCCGACACCAAUCCUGACGUGGCCUUUUUCAAGGAGCACAAAGCGCAGGGCGAGUUGUGGGAGCAGAAGGCCAAGGAACUGAUGGCAGUCGAACAGGUACACUACCAGCAACUGGACGCGCUGUCGCGUCAGGCCUCAACACUCCCGGUCACAGUCGAAACACUUGCUGCCGUGGAUGCGAUCCUGAAGAAGCAGCGGGAAAUACAAGAGAAGAUUGUGUCGCUCGUGGACCGUAGCAAGGACCCCGAUUUCCGCAAGCGACCGCAUUACAACGAAAUGAAGGAAGUCAUGGAUGCCCUCGACGAACUGCAGAGUAAACCGAAUGGCACCAUCGAUCUGGAGAAGGAAUCCAAGCGACACGAGGACUGGAUGCGGCGCGGCAAGAAAUUGUUCGGCAAAGCCAACGCCCCCUUGCACAUCCUACAGCAGCACAUGCACAUCGUGGACAUGCGCAAUCAGGCAUGCUUUGACAUUGAAGACAAGCCCCGAGGACCUGUCGAGCCCUCUUCCCGCGCAGGAAGUCCCACCGAAGGCGACGCUCCGAUCACGGAAGGUAGUACCUCCAGUCGGGAUGUCUUCUGUAUCUGUCGCAAGUCUGAGGCCGGCAUGAUGAUCGAGUGCGAGAUUUGCCAUGAAUGGUAUCACGGAAAGUGUCUCAAGAUCGCCCGAGGCAAAGUGAAGGAGGAUGAUAAGUACACCUGCCCGAUCUGCGACUGGCGAGUGAAGAUUCCGCGUGACGCCGCUCGACCCAAAUUGGAAGACUUGCAAGCCUGGUUCGAUGAGCUGGAAACUCUGCCAUUCCAGCCCGUCGAGGAGAAGACAUUGUCCAAUAUAUGCGAGUCGGGUCAAGUCUUCCGUGAUUUCAUUCGUCCAUAUGUUGAGCCAUCGAUGGAGCCCACCCCCGAAGAGGUCAGCAUCCUACGCUUCUAUUUGCGCAAGGUCGAAGGUGCCGACAUCCUCCUUGCACAUGAGACCAAUUAUCUUCGUCAACAACUGCAUCGACUCGCCAAAGUGGCGCCGGAGGCUCCACCGUUAACAGACGCCUCGCACUCAACUCGGAAGCCGCGCCCGACAAAGCAACAGAAGCUUAUGGCUCAGCUUGGUAUUACCAAUCCUGAGGACUUGCCCACGCAGUACAAGAUGAAGCCUCAUGUUGCCAAGCGCAAA
This is a messenger RNA of Sphaerulina musiva SO2202, 4500 nucleotides long. RefSeq names its product PLU-1-domain-containing protein. Gene Ontology annotation, molecular function: histone demethylase activity; DNA binding. The annotation marks the transcript as partial. Gene Ontology annotation, cellular component: nucleus. The transcript has 2 exons. The record is from RefSeq and is a predicted model, not a curated record. NCBI's taxonomy places the organism in Eukaryota, Fungi, Ascomycota, Dothideomycetes, Mycosphaerellales, Mycosphaerellaceae. Gene Ontology annotation, biological process: chromatin remodeling.